AGACUCCAUGACCAUGUUGACCAGUCUUCUGCUUCUCAGUGCUGCCUUUGCUCUGGGAGAUGCAAAUUCACUUGUAGAAGAAGACUUGUGUCCUUCCGGUUGGACCAAAUUUGGAUCAAGCUGUUUAAUGUUUGUAAAGACUACGAGGAGCUGGCCUGAAGCAGAGCGGUACUGUGUGUCCCUUGGUGAUCAACUGGUGUCUGUACCCAACGUUGUCGAGUACCUUGGCGCAAACCUGGCAUCUGUGCACAGCUCCGAGGAGGACCAGUUUCUACAGGCGUUGGUCUUGGUCAAGACUGUUGGUUUCCCUCCUACCUGGAUUGGUGGAUUUUAUUCUGUUAAGGACAGGUGGUGGUUCUGGAGUGAUGGCUCCGACUUUGAUCACCAGAACUGGGCUAAAGGAAGGCCUGGUGCUGGUGCCAGAGAGUCUUGUAUUCAUAUCAACUUUGGAGGUCAGAAGCGCUGGAACAAUGCUUUAUGUGGAAUGAGCUUGCCCUCUGUAUGCUCCCUGAGACUCCUGCCUCUCCGCCAGACUAUACAUUAGAAGCAGCAAUGCUAGUCCGUAGUGUCUGCACCCUUAAUACUUCAUGGUAACGUCUAUACAUUAGAAGCAGCAAUGCUAUUCCGUAGUGUCUGCACCCUUAAUACUUCAUGGUAACGUCAAAAUACUUAGUUGCUGUUAAAUUAAGUCUGUUACUACACAAAUGUUGAGGAAUUGUUUGCAGCCAAUAAAAUGUG
Molecule: messenger RNA, 738 nt
Organism: Oncorhynchus gorbuscha (pink salmon)
Lineage: Eukaryota; Metazoa; Chordata; Actinopteri; Salmoniformes; Salmonidae
Product: ladderlectin-like
Exons: 5
Coding region: 8-544 (178 amino acids)
Molecular function (GO): signaling receptor activity
Source: RefSeq, a predicted model, not a curated record